Molecule: messenger RNA, 914 nt
Organism: [Candida] anglica
Lineage: Eukaryota; Fungi; Ascomycota; Pichiomycetes; Serinales; Debaryomycetaceae
Source: the annotation of a GenBank genome assembly
GAGGUCUUAACAAAAGAGAUACAUAUCCAUCUAUCAAAUUGAAAUCUAUCUAUUUUUUUGUUACAUAUAAUAUAUUUAAUUAAAAAUGAUGUUAUCGACUAGAAAUAUUAUAGCAAAGAGAUUAUUCUCAUUUAAAACUUUACCAACACCAAACCCAGAUGCUUUAAAAUUCAUUUCCCCAGAAUGUCCGAUUUUACCGAUCCCCAACAAGACAUUUGAAUUCAAUUCAACUUUCCAAGCUAUGCAUUCGCCAUUGGCCUUGAAACUCUUCCAGAUUCCUGGUGUCAGAUCUGUGAUGUUGGGUCAAGAUUUUCUUACCGUCAACAAGCAAGAUUACAUCAAUUGGGCUAACCUUAGACCUGAAGUUGUGGAGUUAAUGGAUCAAUUUUUAACCAACAAAAAGGAACCGGUAAUAACAAAGGAGUUGAUUGCUGAAAGUGAAAGAGAAGCAGCCGAGCAAGAAGAUGAACUGGAACUUGUAUCUAUGAUCAAAGAGUUGAUCGAAACUAAGAUUAGACCUGCCAUUCAAGAUGACGGUGGAGAUAUUGAAUAUAAGGGAUUUGAUGAAGAAACAGGAAAGGUUUUCCUUAAGUUGCAAGGUGCGUGUAAGACAUGUUCAUCCAGUGAAGACACUUUGAAACAUGGUAUCGAGUCUAUGUUAAUGCACUACAUCGAAGAAGUCUCUGAAGUUGUUCAAAUUUUGGAUCCAGAAGAAGAAAUUGCUCUUAAGGAAUUUGACAGAUUAGAACAACUGUUGAAGGCCAAGAAGGCUGCCUCUGAAGAGGUUCCUCCUCCUUCAUUAUAAUAUCCACCGCUAGAUAUCUCCCAACAUUGCAUUUUAUACGCUUUGAUGUAUAGUAUUUAUUAGUCUUUCAUCUUUUUUUUUUGUGACAUAUUUUGAUUCAUUCUAUUUA